CCGCAUCUGCGCAUUUUCCAGCUGUGAGUUUCCCUCACAGGCGCGAGGUUCUGCCUGUCCCGGAUCGUCGCGUAUGAGCCGACACACCAGACCGGCAGGGUAAUCAAGGGAAAACUCUCUCGUCUACCGUUCACAUAUCGUUGAAUAAUUAUGUACAAAACGGUGCGGAAAGGCGAUGCCAGUCUGCAGUACACGAUACUGCCACAGACAGAUCAGUUCUCGUCCGGCGGAUUCCCGCAGGCUUCCGGCAAGCCCCGGCCGAGGAUCAUCAAGUAUACGAUGGCCACUGUAAUGGUGCUAAUCAUACUGUCCUGCGUGGCCACGCCAUUUCUGAUGAAUCAGAACGAUCACAACCUCUUCGCCAGCACGAUGCGAGCGAUCGGCCGAUCAGAGCCGAUCAGGAACACGUCGAGGAAUCAAACGAGAAACGUCAGCGAGGGUAAGAACAGAGGCAGGAUUUCAACUACGACGGUAUCGACGACCGAGGUAACAAGGAGGAAAGACCUCGAAGAUGGCACGACCCCUUUAAUUCUUCGGGGUGAGGAAGAGGAGGAGGAGGCUAUGGUUGAUGACGCCACAUUAGCAGACGCGCCGGAAAUCAGUACACAAGUGAUUUCGAGCGUAGAAACGUCGACGAGGGACCGUCAAAUGGCAAUGACUUCCGCUGUACCGCCGACGACGAUCCUCUUAGCAUCGUCGUCGACACCGAAAGCAUCCUCGAGCGGUACGACGGAGAGCACAAAGACGCUGAGCACACCCAGAAAGCCAAAGAUGCCGAAGGUGACCCUAAAGCUUCGAGAGAACGAGACCAUACCGCAGAUGUACGUGAAAGCGGGGAUAGCCUCCUACAAGAAGGGCAAUAUCACCACCAGCGUCCUCGCGCCACGUCUCAGUCUCGAGGGCUUGAUAUUCAAAACGCCGGAAGGCACGAUAAAACCCUGGCCCCAGAAGUGGUUCUUCGGCGAGCCCUCCGAUUCCGAUGUCAAGACGUGGAAAGUGUUCGCCGUAAACCACAUGCCGAUGAUAACAGUUUAUGCAAUCUUUGGAGGGAUGUGCGCGACAGCGUGUGGCCUAAUCGCUCUGAUGAUUCACGUGCAACGUAGUUUAACACGUAAGGCGUUUAGACGUGCAGGGCAGAACGUCGAGGAACCGGAAGUCGAGGAGCACGAGUCGACCCUGCUGGGCGCGGAGAGCCAGGAGAUCGAGGAAAAGGAGUAAUCCCGGCAACGACGAACACGACGCACCCGUACAUAGCGCGCGUAAGACUUGCCUAUUUUUACAAACACAAACGGUCGCUUAAACUUAGGCGUCUUCCACGUCGGAGGAUAGAAGAUCAGUAAAAACGCGGGCGAGAAAGAGAGAGAGAGAGAGAGAGAGAGAGAGAGAGAGAGAGAGAGAGGCGAGAAAGAUUUUUUUACGAUGUAGUCAGCUGUAGAGAAUCGCGGUAUGAAUGCACGACCAGCGUGAUUGUCCCGCCUGAGAUGAGAAUCCGUUCGCGAGAUUCGUUUCCUGCGAGACUGCUCACUGCGUUGUCGUUACGCCCGAUAAAUUUAUCUUCAUGCCACGAUAUAGAUGUUUGAACAAGAGCUUUUUUCGCAAAAGCAGAAACAAUCAUGUUAUAAGUACAACUAUUCUCAAACGUCACAUUUUUCAUUUCGAGGGUCCGGUUUACAUGCCCGUCAAGUAAAUUAGCGAUGGACCAGUUAUACGUUUGUUGCAAUUGUGUAGUUCGACUAGCGACACGAUUACGUAACAACAUCGACGGCAUUAAUCUUGCGAUAAUCGAGCUGAUCGUAAAAAAGAGGUAGCGUAAAAAAAUUUUUAUUAUUUACUACAUACGUUUGCGAUAAGGCACGGCAGGUUUUACAAACCCCGCCAUGACGGGCGCACAAUUGCGACUGCUGACAAACUAUAUAUAAAAGGAAUAUACGGAGAAAAAAAAACUACGUAGCUCACUGGCAAGUUAAGGAGACCAAAAUUUUAGAAGCUAUUUCGAAAAA
This is a messenger RNA of Solenopsis invicta (red fire ant), 2000 nucleotides long. RefSeq lists its product as uncharacterized. Bases 151 to 1218 code for a protein of 355 amino acids. The transcript is spliced from 4 exons. The record is from RefSeq and is a predicted model, not a curated record. Lineage: Eukaryota; Metazoa; Arthropoda; Insecta; Hymenoptera; Formicidae.